UUUACCUUUCGGCUCAAGCAGUUCUUCCUGGUUCGAGACCGGCCAGCAACCGCAGCGCUCCAGAAUCCAGCGAUGCCCAGCGCCAGCUCCGUAGCCUUCGCCGCACCCGCCGCCGGCUCUGGUUGGGCAGCUGGCCUGAGGGGCGCCGCGCGGGCCGCCGCGGCGCACGCGACCCAGCCGGAGGGUGCUCGGCGCCGAGGCCGGCGCCGCCUCGCCCUGGCUGCUCGGCUCUGCGGCCCUGGUCGCCGCGUCCGUGGCCGGCGCCAGGAGGCCAGCCCGCGGCUCGCGCCGCGCGCUGCCCGCAGCGACGGUCGCGGUGGGGGAAGCGCCCGCGGCCGCCGCAGAGGAGGCCGUGGAGCCGCCUUCGACCCCGCCAAGGCGAUCGGCGUGACGGCGCCCCCGGGCCGCUUCGACCCGCUCGGGUUCUGCCAGGUCGGCGAUUACGAGGGCUUCCACAAGCUCCGCAGCUCCGAGCUGAAGCGCGGGCGCGGGGCCAUGAUGGCCGCCCUCGGGACUGCGUUCCAGCACUCCGUGAAGCUUUCUGGCUUCGAGGGCACUCCUGUCGGGCUUGGGGCGCUCAUAGAUUCUCUGGCGUGCUCGGGUUCGCCUGCCUUAUCCUCCCCAUCGCCGCGAUCACGAAGACCGUGUGCUGGGAGGACGACGACCUGUCCAAGAAGCUGGGCCAUUUCGGGGACCCAGGCGACUGUGUCGGGCUCUUCGGCGCCUUCGGCGGCGGCUGCAGCGAUGAGAUCGGAACAAGGAGAUCAGCAACGGCCGCAUGGCGAUGUUCUCGAUCGUGGGCAUCGUGGUGGCAGAGCUCGCCACUGGCAAGGACGGUAUCCAGCCAUUCUGCCUCGUGUCACCUGCGCCCGAGGCUACGACCGCUGCAGCAGCAGCGGCUGCAGCGGCGGAGCGCGCAGCUGGCGGCAGACGCCAGCGGGCGCCCCGGACGCAUUCUCGCGUCCCCUUCGGGGCCUGCGCCCUCACUCCUUCGCGCCUCCGAGCUUCUUGGGGGCACCUUCGUUGCCAUCGCUGCUCGCAACCUUCAAGGCAUGUUUUCGCAGCGCGCCUUGUUCUAGAAGAAAGCAAAGUUUAUCUCGGCGCCCGUCGGAUUCCGCGCAACACCGAGCUCCGCGCUCGCCGCUAAUCGGGCCCUCCCCUCGUUCAAAAGGGUCGGUCCCGACGGCGUCCCCGCCGAGCUCCUGA
This is a messenger RNA of Prorocentrum cordatum, 1206 nucleotides long. The record is from the annotation of a GenBank genome assembly. NCBI's taxonomy places the organism in Eukaryota, Dinophyceae, Prorocentrales, Prorocentraceae.